GGGGAGGAGGGAGGGAGGCAGGGCCAAGAUGGCGGCGCCCUGUGGGCUAGAGGAGCCCCGAGUGGUAAACAGCUGAGUUGGAGAGAAGGAGGGUGAUCAUGAAAGGUGCCAGAUUGACAGCACUGGAAACUGAAGUCCUACUUGUCCACAGAACAGUGUGGUAGGGGCACCAAUGAGGAACCUGAAGAAGUUUUAACUUGCACAUUCAUAUAACACGUGCAUAAGCCUAUAGUAGUAAACAGAAUGGCCCAGCAAGCAAAUAUUGGUGAGCUCCUCUCUAUGUUGGAUUCUUCAGUUCUGCUUGUCCAGGAAGAUAUAACAGCUGUCUUCAAAGAUAACCUCAACUCUGACCGUGGACCGAUGCUUGUGAAUAUGCUAGUAGAUUACUACUUGGAAAACAAUUCUCAGCAGGCAUUGCAGAUCCUGUCUACAUUGCAAGAGCCUCAUGACAAGCACCUACUGGACAAAAUUAAUGAAUAUAUGGGCAAAGCUGCUACCCGUUUACAUACUCUCUCUCUGCUGGGUCAUGUGAUAAGACGACAGCCAUCUUGGAAACAUAAACUUUCUCAAGCACCUCUCCUGCUUUCCUUACUUAAGUGUCUUAAGACUGACACAGAUGUUGUAGUACUCACCACUGGUGUCCUAGUGUUAAUAACCAUGCUGCCAAUGAUUCCACAGUCAGGCAAAAUGUACCUUCAUGAUUUCUUUGGUAUAUUUGGCCGUCUCUCAUCCUGGUGCUUGAAGAAUCCAGGUCAUGUGGCAGAGAUCUAUCUCGUCCAUCUCCAUGCCAGUGUUUAUGCACUCUUUCACCGCCUUUAUGGAAUGUAUCCUUGCAACUUUGUCUCCUUUCUGCGCUCUCACUACAGUAUGAAGGAAAACUUGGAGACUUUUGAAGAGGUGGUCAAGCCAAUGAUGGAACAUGUACGAAUUCAUCCAGAAUUAGUGACUGGAUCCAAGGACCAUGAACUGGACCCACGAAGGUGGAAAAGACUAGAAACUCAUGAUGUUGUGAUAGAAUGUGCCAAAAUUUCCCUGGACGCAAAAGAAGCCUCAUAUGAAGACAGCUAUUAUUCUGUGUCACAGCCAGUCAGCAUAUGCUUGCAGCCCCGUCAAACUGACCCCAAUGCCAGUCCUUACAUUGACACACACAGCAGCUAUGGGACUUCCACUUCUACCCCUUAUUCCACUCCUAGGCUAACCCUAUUACAAAUGCAAGGGCAGCUACCUCCGAUUCUGAGCCCACAGUCUUCGCGGCUGUCAACUGAGCCACAGCAGGUUACCAUCUGGAGCCCCUCUGCAGUUUGUGGUAUGACCACUCCACCAACCUCUCCAGGAAUUGUCUCGUCAGAGUCCUCACAAACUUCAUCACAGCCUUAUAGCAGAUAUUUUAGCACACCUGCAGGUGGAAAAGGAACCCCACUAGGAACACCAGCCACCUCCCCUCCUCCACCCUGCAUUUCAGAUGACUUUGUGCACGUUUCACUCCCUCCAGCUGCUGCCACACCUCUCAAGAAGGAGGACAAACCGGAUCCCGGGAGGCCUUCGCUGUCCCGACAGCAAAAUGUCAUAAACAGCGAGAAAGCAUUGGAAGUGCCUGGCAGUAAAAGUUCUGUAAAUUUAAGUGAUCUUCCAGAAUUUUUAGGUUGCCUGGCCUCUGAUGAAGAUAGUGUUGAGAAGGACAGAGAAGAAGAUGCAAUAUCAAAAGAGAUUUCUGAGAUCACUACAGCAGAUGCUGAGCCCGUGGUGCCUAGAGGAGGAUUUGACUCUCCUUUUUACCGCACAAGUGAGAGUCUACCAGCCUCUCAAAGGAAGCCCCAUUCAGUAGUCUCCAGUGUUCAAGGACACAGUCUGAACUCUGAACCAUUAGCCUCGUCUCUAGACAAAUCUGGGCCUGAGGGUGCACGAGACACACCAAAACAAGCAUUUACUCCCAUUGACAGACCCUGUGGAGCCUCUCAUGAAGGCCCUGCUGGUAUCAGGGUAGGCCAAUCCUCUAUGGAGACCAGUAUCCUCACUCCCAGCCCUUGCAAAGUAUCAGCACAGAGAAGAAUGGGGUUUGGGAGCGGGCAGCGUCCCUCAUAUGAGCACCUUUUUGAGGUUGCAUUACCAAAGACUGCCUACCUCUUUGUUAGCAAGAAGACUGAGGAACUGAGAAAGAAAGUCAAGGGAAACCAGGAAGAAGACUGCACAUCCUCCACCUCUCCAAUGGAAGUACUGGAUAGACUGAUACAGCAAGGAGCAGAUGCACAUACCAAGGAGCUCAACAAAUUGCCUCUGCCAAGCAAAUCUGCUGACUGGACUCACUUUGGAGGUUCUCCCCCUUCAGAUGAGAUUCACACCCUGCGUAACCAGCUGCUUUUGCUACACAACCAGUUAUUGUAUGAGCGCUUCAAAAGGCAACAACAUGCCCUUCGGAACCGGCGACUCCUGCGGAAAGUGAUCAAAGCAACAGCACUGGAGGAACAUAAUGCUGCCAUGAAAGAUCAGCUGAAACUACAGGAGAAAGAUAUCCAGUCCUUGAAGCUUAGUCUGCAGAAAGAGCAGGCCAGGUACCACCAGUUUCAGGAAGAACAUGAUAAUAUAGUGGCUCAGCUUCACAGCCAGAUCCGACAGCUGCAACAUGACAGGGAAGAAUUCUACAACCAGAGCCAGGAAUUGCAGACCAAGCUGAAGGACUGUAGGAAUAUGAUUGCAGAUUUGAGGGUAGAAUUAAAGAAAGCCAACAACAAGGUGUGUCACACAGAGUUGCUUCUCAGCCAAGUUUCUCAGAAGCUUUCCAACAGCGAGUCAGUCCAGCAGCAGAUGGAGUUCUUGAAUAGGCAACUUCUGGUUCUUGGGGAGGUCAAUGAGCUGUACUUGGAACAGCUGCAGCACAAGCAUGCAGACACAACAAAGGAAGUGGAAAUGAUGCAGGCUGCUUUUCGGAAAGAACUGGAGAAAGCAAAAUUCUGUGUUCAACAGCAAAGCCAGAGGCUUGAUGCCUCCCAGAAGCGGAUAGUUGAACUGGAGUCUCAGCUUUCUAAGAAAGAUCACCUGUUACUGGAGCAAAAGAAAUAUCUGGAGGAUGUCAAAAUCCAAGCAAGAGGCCAGCUGCAAGCGGUAGAGAGCAGAUACAAAGCCCAGAAAAGAAUUACACAAGCAUUUGAGCUGGAGAUUUUAGAUCUGUAUGGCCGAUGGGAGAAGGAUAGCCUAUUGAAAAAACUUGACGAUGAAAAAACAGAAGCAGCUGAAGCAGCAGAAGAAAGGUUGGAUUGUAGUAAUGAAGGAUUUGCAGACUCUGUGGCAGGAUACGGUGAAGAAGCAAUUGGUAGAAAUGGAGAGACCAAACCUCCGAGCACCCGGGGUGGUGGUAGUAGCACUAAAGGCAGCGGCAGCAGCAGCAGUGAGUUGUCCACCCCAGAAAAACCCCAGAACCAGAGAAUGGGUCAGUUCAGCAGUCGCUGGGAAGCAUCCAUGUUGCUGGAGCCUUCCACUAGUGUCCCACUAACUGUAGGCUCACUCCCCAGCUCCAAGAGCUUUCUUGGAAUGAAGGUGCGUGAACUAUUCCGCAACAAGAGUGAGAGCCAGUGUGAUGAGGAGAGUAUGACCAUCAACAGUCUUUCUGACACUCUAAAGAGUGAACUGUGUAAAGAUCCAAGCAUGGUGGAGGCAAAGGCUCCUUCAAGCCCUGACAACCCCAGUCCCUCGCCCAUGAACCAGGAAAGCAGUGUUGGACAGCUUCAUAUCAUGGACUACAAUGAAACUCAUCAUGACCACAGUUAAAAAGGAAGAUAGUCAAUCAGUGUUAUUUUCAUAUUCUUGGCAUAGAACAGGAGGCGUGAAUGCAAGUUUAAUUAAAAGCUUUUAUGUUUCAUUGGUAUGAGCAGCUAGCUCGUGGAGUGGAAACAGGACUGAUGUUUUUUUUGCAGAAGAUGACUGCUGAAUGAAUGCAAAACGGAUUUAGGGUCUGGAACGGUAAUGCCCAACCUAACUUUCUUUUGCUUCUCCUCUCUCAAAUCCCAUCAGUAGUAGUGUGUACUAAUUUGAAGGGGCAACUGUUAGCAUUUAUAAGUAUUUUUUCCCUUCUCCCCUUCCCAAUGAGUGGUUGCAUCCUAUGAACUUGAGUGCAAUAUGAGGCCAAAUUAACUUUUGUGAAUCUACCUAUGAAUGGCACCUUAGAGACUAACAAAUUUAUUUGAGCAUAAGCUUUCAUGAGCUACAGAUCAUUCACGAAAGCUUAUGCUCAAAUAAAUUUGUUAGUCAAUAAGGUGCCACAAGUCCUCCUUUUAUUUUUACCUAUGAAUGCUUAGUGCUUUGCUUAGCUGAAAUAUCUCAGCAAGCUUCCAAUUUAGAACAGUUAAUUGUGUUGCCCUUGCAGGUGACUUUGGUUAUUAUGUUCUGUAAAGAAGCAAAACCAGAGUUUCUAGUGCAUUCAUCUGAAGGUCUUUAUUUUGCCUCUUUGUUUUCCCCCAACUUUAGUCUUUAUUAGAUUGGACUAUGGUCAAGUGACUAAAUGGUUAAAGAACAACACAUAUCUGCAAACUGAUGUUGCAUUCACCCCAAUUCAUAAUCAUUGUUUCUUUUGUCCUUAACAUUUCCUGGAAAAUUACAUGUGAACAAAUGUUGUCCCACCCCAAGGAACUCCAAACUAUUUGCUGAGGUCUCGUUAAAACACUAUUUCUUCUGAUUUUUUUCCUUGGGUGGGUAAGGAGGAUGUUCAUUGUUUGUUUGACAAACUGGUACUUGUCUGACCUUAAAUUGUUGCAUGAGUAGAGGUGAUGAGAACUGAAUACUGAGUGCAGGAAGAUCCAGACAAGGACAGUAUGUAGAGAUUUUGUGUAAAGUAGUGGGUUCACCAAAACUUCCAAGUGAGCAUUUUGAAGAAGAUUCUGCAAAUGUUUCUCUAGGCUGGGAGACCAUUGUGAUGCCUGGACUCUUUUCAUUGUGGUCUUUGUCCAGGCUGACCAAGACAGCCUCAUUCUGGGUUGAAAAAUCUCAAACAUUCUUCUUCCCAGGAGUAGGUUAUAAGAUUCGAGGCUUGAUUCAAGAAUAAUUGGAUAGACUCCCAAAGGAAGUCCUCCCCACAGUGCUAUUGCUCUCUUGGAUACAGAGGUCAUGGCAGUCCAAUUUGUGGCUACCUAGUUUUCUCCUUUUCUCUCUCCUUCCCCCUCCACUCCAAUUUCCCAAGCAACUGAGCUUGCUGUUGGGCCAGUGUAUAUAGCUCAAAAUUAUAUACAGGACCCAAUCCUGCAGCCUUCCCAUCUUUAUUAUUCCCAUUGAAGUCAAUGGGGAGCCUUGCAUGCUGAAGGACUUUGGGAUCAGGAUUUAUGUCAGUCAUCAAACUCUGGUUUCCUUCUUGUCAGAACAGAGAUCCAUUAUUAGGAAAGAGAGAGAAGUUCAUUUUUGUGAGACUCUGAUAUGUCUGGGUCCAGGAUUACUUAGUCUGUAAUAUGACCUUUUCAGCUUGAGAGCCAAGCUGCAACAGUAUUCAUUUUGUUCCUACUUUUACAGAUGUAGUCUUUUUUUUCCUUAAACAGUCUACAUGGGUGGUGGUGAGAAUUUUCUGAAAGGUAACUACACUUGUACUCUGUUUUUCUAGCUUGACCUAAUCUAAAUAGGGAUAGAACUGAUCAAAGCAGGCUGGCAUUCUGCUAACCUGACAAACAGAGCUUCUGUGAUUUCCAGUCUUCUCACCACCCCCCCACCCUCAUUGCCCAACCAGACAAUACCUUCCCUUCCAUUCCACCUCUCCCAUAACACCUAUGGUCUGUAUACAUUUCUGCCUUUCAGCCAGUCCUGACUCUGAAAGUAAAGGUGAACUUCAGUGGUUUUUUUUCAAAGCUUGAACCUGCACAGAAUAGGAAAUAGUGUCACUUAACAAAUGACAUUGACUGGUUUCGUUGACACGUCUGUAGGUUUUCUAAGACUUGGUGGUAGUUGCAAUAGUAAAUGAGUGAAGACUCAAAGGCUUCAUAUCCCACUCACCCAGAAGUAAACAGUUUGCACAUUGCCCCUAAAAGGGCUAGCUCAGCUAUUGGGUACGGUUCUGUCACAGGAAUCAGUUAGAACAUCCCUACAGUUUGGCAAUUCCCAACAGACUAUCCUGCCACAUGGUGACUCACUUCUUUUAGUGGAGGGUCUUUUGUUGUUGUUAGUAGCAAAAAUGCUCUGGAGCUAAUCAGAGCUCAUCAGUAGGUGACCUUUUCUCUUUUAAAAGGAUGUUAGCACUGGGAUGGAAUCAGAAACCACUUUAGAAGGUUUAUCUAUGGACCACAAAGAUUAUGGAGGAACAAAUUUUGCCAUUGUUUUUGUAAAUCUCUAAAAUUAUGGAUCUACUUUAUGUAGUAACUUGCAUUUUGUUUAAAGGGAUCCCAUCAGUGAAGUGGAGACAGAUAUUUUUUAACUGACUGCUUUUAGUUAAAUCUAAAAACACUGUCUUUGUCAAAAGUUAAUCUGUUCCCUGCCUCGCUCUUUAUAAGCAUGUUAAACAAUCCACAUUAAAUGCCAUAAAUAUGAAAUACAAGGAAAAAUGGUACAAUCUAAGCUAAAGAGAACUUUAAACCAAAAGGAGGUUUUGCUGUCCUUAUUAGAAUGUUCUAAAAUGUCAAGGCAGUUGCUUGUGUUUAACUGUGAACAAAUAAAAAUGUAUUGUUUUGCA
Molecule: messenger RNA, 6637 nt
Organism: Caretta caretta (loggerhead turtle)
Lineage: Eukaryota; Metazoa; Chordata; Testudines; Cheloniidae
Source: RefSeq, a predicted model, not a curated record